Molecule: messenger RNA, 1734 nt
Organism: Gavia stellata (red-throated loon)
Lineage: Eukaryota; Metazoa; Chordata; Aves; Gaviiformes; Gaviidae
Gene: ICAM1
Product: intercellular adhesion molecule 1
Exons: 6
Coding region: 1-1734 (577 amino acids)
Biological process (GO): cell-cell adhesion
Cellular component (GO): membrane
Molecular function (GO): integrin binding
Source: RefSeq, a predicted model, not a curated record
AUGCACCCCGCAGUGCUGCCGCUGGCCCUGUGCGCCCUGGGUGUCAUCGGAGGGCGGUUGGGAGCCUCCUUCGAGUUGUGGGUCGAGCCGGCGGUGCCGGUGGUGAAACACGGCGGAUCGGUCCAGCUAAAGUUGAAGACUACGUGCCAGAAUGCCGAAGCAUCCGGCAACGUGGAGACGUCGAUUCGGAAGCAGCUGGUGACGAAGAAGCCGGGGGAGACGGUGGUGGAGCUGCUCAACGUCACCGAGUUGAACUCCAGCGUCUUCUGCUACUACAUCUGUGACAACGAGAGGAAGGUGGUGACCACCAAACUCAUCGUCUACCGUCUGCCGGAGACGGUGGUGCUGGAGCCGGUACCGCAGCUGGCGGUGGGUGAGAGCCAGGAGCUGGUGUGCAGAGUGGAUGGCGCUGCGCCCAUCCAGAACCUGACGGUGACCCUGUGGCGGGGCGGCGAGAUGCUGCACACCAAAACCUUCAAGCAGCAGAGCCAGGACGAGGCGGUGUGGGUGACCCACCGGCUGACGGCAGAACGCCGGGACCACGGGCAGAACAUCACCUGCCAGGCACUGCUCGACCUGGCGCCCUACGGUCCACAGUCCAACACCACCUCCAACCCGCAGGCGUUGACCGUCUACGGUAAGCCACCACCGGCAUCUUACCGGCGUUUGCUCCACUGUGGUUGUGGCAACCGGCUCAUCCCGGAGUGUUUCUCUCCGGCGGCAGAAUUCCCGGAGGAUCCCAAGUUGGAGCCUCAUAUCUACCUGGAGAUCAACGAGACGGUGAACAUCAGCUGCACCGUCGGUCGCGUCUUCCCGGAGCCGCGGUUCGAGCUGGCACUCGCUAACCAGACCCUGCCGCUUACCGUCAGCCAGGACAGGCACCGGGCCACUGCCGAGGUGUCCCACAGCCGGCCGGGGGACUUCGGGCUGGUUUGCACCGUGGAGGUGGGACCCAUGAAGCGGCGUAAGAAGGCGACCGUCCACGUCUACCGUUUCCCCUCGCCGCAGCUGAACGUCAGCACCGCCAGCCCGGCAGCCGACACGGUGGUGACGGGGCUCUGCACUUUGCCGCCCGGCCACUCCACCGAGCUCCAGCUGUUGAUCCACGCCGGCCACCGCGUUCUGGCGGAGUGGGGACCGUCCCCGCUGUCCUUCAGCCUGAUGGUGCGUGAGGAAGACAAUGGGAUGGAGCUGAGCUGUGAUGCCAAGCUGCCCGUUGGCGGCAAAGCCCUGAAGAGGAGCGCACCCAUCCGGCUCACUGUCACCGCUGAACCCCGGAUGGACGAGAGGAGCUGCCCCCCCAGCCAGAACUGGACGGAGGGGCAGGAUGAGACCCUGCGCUGUGGGGCACGGGGCAACCCCCCGCCCCGCCUGGAGUGCACCAAGGACGGCGAGCCCUUCCCCGCCGGGGUGCCGCGCCCCGUCACCCGCGCCCACGCCGGCACCUACCGCUGCCGGGCCACCAACCCGCUGGGGACAGCCGUCCGGGACGUCACCGUGUGGGUGCACUACCACGACCCCGACGUGGUGCUCCUGGUGCUGCUGCCAAUAGUGGUGGUGGCCGCCCUGCUCGCCGGCGGGGUGGGCUACGGCAUCUACUACCGCAAGAAGAAAAUCCGGCAGUACCGGCUGCAGGAGCGGCAGAGGCGGCUGGAGAUGGAGUCGUCGCGGCCGUCGGGAUGCUCAGAGGAGACGGCCGCUCUCAACGGUUCGGCGCAGGAGGGUCAACCGUAG